AUGCCUCGUACUCCAGAAAGAAAAAUGACGCUAUCAGGUACAUGCACGUGGAUCGUGCUGUUUGCAUCGGUACUAGCGGGGACAAUUGACUCUACUAGCUCCAACGAGCAGGGGCUAAAGGAGGAAUCUGACAAUGACUUCGAGAAUGAAUGGUCUAUUGCUUCAAUUAGGGGAAUUGAACGGACACUUUACUUUGAGUUGGAGCAUCAGCUUGUUGAGGGAGCACCUUUUACACCGCGUGGUGUCGUGGAGAUCGUGACUGGCGCGUCAACACCCCCACAGCCCAAGGUCUCAUUUUCUGCGCUGCCAACGCUGAGCCUCGAAGACAUGGAGAAAUUCAAAAUGCUUUUAGAGCACGAAAAAUUAUACACAGUGCGCGCAAAGGCAGACCCAACAGACCCGGCUUCGCCUUAUGUCAUGACAUCUGUGCCACCGUGUAUGCUGGCAGCGAUGAAUCUACGCGAGGACUUCGCCUUUCAUCUUUCAGAUAGUGGCAAGCUGUUAUCGAUGGAGUAUCUAACGCCGUAUUUGGACGAAUAUAAAUGCGCUGGUUUUCAAACUCCUAGCUUUGAAGAUAUGCGCUUUGGCCCUUUCGGCACAGUUUUCAAGUCACAGGCUGGUUCAAUGCCUCCAGACAAUCUUGUUGUCAAGCGCGACCGUGCUCCACAAGGUGUUGAACUAGUAAAGACUGCAGACAACAAAGAAGAAGCCGAAGAGGAAAGUCAGUCAUUUCUUCGAAAAUACUGGUACAUCAUCCUGCCAAUUGUCGUUCUUAGUCUUUUUGGUGGUGAUGGAGGUUCCCCGGCUGCUGGCCCACCAGCAGCCCCGCACCGUUGA
This is a messenger RNA of Plasmopara halstedii, 837 nucleotides long. RefSeq names its product RxLR-like protein. The record is from RefSeq and is a predicted model, not a curated record. NCBI's taxonomy places the organism in Eukaryota, Oomycota, Peronosporomycetes, Peronosporales, Peronosporaceae. The transcript is spliced from 4 exons. Bases 1 to 837 code for a protein of 278 amino acids.